Messenger RNA from Pelagomonas calceolata, 1105 nucleotides. The record is from the annotation of a GenBank genome assembly. NCBI's taxonomy places the organism in Eukaryota, Pelagophyceae, Pelagomonadales, Pelagomonadaceae.
UCCUCGCUCCAUGCGUGGUAAGGACUUAAAAGCUAGCGGCAUGUAAGACACACUAGCACAACCAAAGGCAGCGCAAAGCAGUGGCAAAAAAACACAUCGUGGCGCGACGCGCUGCAGCUAUUGGUGACGGCAGCUCGCCCACGCCAUCGGCGCGACGACAGCACGCGAUCGCUGCGGUCUCGGCGAACGCCGCCCUCUGAAAGCACAGCACUCUCCUGUGCUGACUGCAUAAAAACAGCAGCAUUGCGAGGCGGACUGCUCGACAAUAAUCACAGCAAUGACCCAAUUCAUCCCUCCCCAAACGGAGCACGUGCCGCCCUACCAGCACCCGCCCCUCUGCUUCAAGCCCGAGUGCCGGCACGGCGGCCCCGCACCAAAUGAGAAGAUAGAGGACUUUCUGCGGGCCGCCCACGCGUGCAAAAGGGACGCGGGCGAGGCCGUGCGCAAGCUGUUUGUGACGAAGCAAUACAAGGGGGGCAUGAAAGGUGUGGAGGACGACACGGACUUGGUCGCUAGGACAGAACUAAAAGCCGUCGCCGCGUUCUGGUCUGAUGACGACAGGAGGCGACUACUGGCGACGCCGGGCGCCCUGAAAUGUUUGUACGCUUGUGCUGCCGAUUCCAUCCACCUCGCCUAUGGUUCAGACGCGCGGUUCCUCGCGCGCCUCGGUGCUUGGGUAGAACACCCCGACGACGAGGAGCAAUUGAUGCGAGCCUGUCGUAGUACAGUUACUGAUUGGGCCUGCGCCAAUUAUCUCAAUAAAAAGCUCCCCUGCGGGUGUCUGGAGCGGUUGUCGUCGCUGGAACAUUGUGCCACAUGCCUCAAGUACUUGGACCCGACGAAACAAGCGAUCGAUAAAAGGUUAUGCAAGUGCUGUGGGAACGUGGCCUACUGCGGCGUGCCCUGCGAGUCGGCGGACUGGCCGCGGCAUCGGUUGGAGUGUUCUGGAAGGCCCUCGGACGCGGAGAUUGCGCGGCAAGAUUCUGAAUGGUUGGAGCGGCGGGACAAGGCGGUUGCUGCUAGAGCUAGUUUCGAGGAGAUUUCACCCCCCAAAAAGAGUUUCGAUGGCGACUGGGUAGAGGAGAGUAAUGCGUAGGUUAGUUAC